This is a messenger RNA of Aspergillus welwitschiae, 591 nucleotides long. RefSeq lists its product as uncharacterized. Bases 366 to 578 code for a protein of 70 amino acids. The record is from RefSeq and is a predicted model, not a curated record. NCBI's taxonomy places the organism in Eukaryota, Fungi, Ascomycota, Eurotiomycetes, Eurotiales, Aspergillaceae. The transcript has a single exon.
GGAGUAAGUAUGAUGUAUGAAUUGUCUGUACAGCCAAGCUGGAAUAUAUUUUUUUUCUUUUUAGGGGACCGUGAAGGAACUGCAAAGAAAGGGGCUGUGGAAGCCAAAUUAGGUGGAGGGUAAAAGUAGUAGGGAAAAAGUAAAAUAGGAAAUAGGGAAAAAAUAAAAAUAAAAAAAAUAAAACACAGAGUGAGAUGGAGAGGGAGGGAAAAGAAAACAAGAAAGUUAAGGAUAAACGGUAAAUUAAAUGGGUAAAAGAAAAAAUAUGUGUGCGCAAAAGAGAGAGGGAGAAGGAGACAGAGGGAGGAAUAAAAUAAAAAUAAAAAGGCUACUGGAACGAUUCAAGCACAAUGUGUUGAAAUUCCAUGGGGGUUAUACCAUGGGGGGGAGAGACUAAGGAAGGAAAGGGAAGGCAGAGAGUAAGUCGCAAAGUGGAUAAUGGAGAAUUAGCAGAAAGGAGUAAAGGGACAGAGACAAGAGCGAGAGAGAGAGAGAGAGAGAGAGAGAGAAAGAGCAGGAACAGGAACAGGGACAGGCACAGGAACCAGACAAGGCCCAGUGUCAGAGUCAGUAGUUAAACUGUAUGGGGAA